AUGGACAGUAGCUGCCACAACGCGACUGCCAAAAUGUUAGCGACUGCUCCGGCCCGGGGCAACGUGAUGAACACCUCCAAACCCUUGGCUUUCUCCAUCGAAAGAAUCAUGGCACGCACCCCCGAGCCCAAAGCCCUGCCCGUCCCCCACUUCCUGCAGGGAGCCAUGCCCAAAGGGGACCCCAAGCACUCGCUGCAUCUUAACUCGUCGAUCCCCUGCAUGAUUCCCUUCGUGCCUGUGGCGUACGACACGAACCCCAAGGCGGGGAUGACGGGCUCGGAGCCCCGGAAGGCGAGUCUGGAGACUCCGGGGGCCCCGGCCGCAACACCCGCGGCGCCCGCGUUCAGCUGUAGCGACCUGCUCAACUGCGCGCUGAGCCUCAAGAGUGACCUGGCCCGCGACGCGCUGCCGCUGCAGCAGUACAAGCUGCCAAAAACGUAUUUAGCCGAAAGGAAUAAACUGGUGGUCCCGUCGGUGGAGAAGUACCCCUCGGGAGUAGCUUUCAAAGACUUGUCUCAGGCUCAGCUGCAGCACUAUAUGAAAGAAAGCGCCCAGCUUCUGUCGGAAAAAAUAGCAUUCAAAACCUCUGACUUCAGCCGAGGCUCUCCAAACACCAAACCCAAAGUUUUCACUUGCGAAGUGUGUGGAAAGGUCUUUAACGCGCACUAUAACUUAACCCGUCACAUGCCGGUGCACACAGGAGCCAGACCCUUCGUUUGCAAAGUGUGUGGAAAGGGCUUCAGGCAAGCCAGCACCCUGUGCAGACACAAGAUCAUCCACACCCAGGAAAAACCCCAUAAAUGUAACCAGUGUGGCAAAGCGUUUAAUAGAAGUUCUACUUUAAACACGCAUACCCGAAUACACGCAGGCUACAAACCGUUUGUGUGUGAAUUCUGUGGCAAAGGAUUUCAUCAAAAAGGGAAUUACAAAAACCACAAGCUGACCCACAGCGGGGAGAAGCAGUUCAAGUGCAAUAUUUGCAACAAGGCUUUCCACCAGGUUUACAACCUCACGUUCCACAUGCACACGCACAACGACAAGAAGCCCUUCACCUGCCCCACGUGCGGCAAGGGCUUCUGCCGGAACUUUGACCUCAAGAAGCACGUCCGGAAGCUACACGACAGCGGCCUGGGGCUGCCGCGCGCGUCGGCUGGGGAGCCAGGUGCCGACCCGUCGCCCCCUCUCCAGCCGCCGCCGCCGCCGGCGACGCUGCAGCCUCUGGCGGCUCUGCCGCCGCCGCUGCCGCCCCCGGGGCCCCUGCAGCCUGGGCUCCAUCCGGGCCACCAGUGA
This is a messenger RNA of Dama dama (fallow deer), 1290 nucleotides long. RefSeq names its product FEZ family zinc finger 1 (gene FEZF1). Gene Ontology annotation, cellular component: nucleus. The transcript is spliced from 5 exons. The record is from RefSeq and is a predicted model, not a curated record. Bases 1 to 1290 code for a protein of 429 amino acids. Lineage: Eukaryota; Metazoa; Chordata; Mammalia; Artiodactyla; Cervidae.